AUGGACCCCAUAGAACGGCAGGCAUUCUUUAACGCUUUUUGUUCCGCAUCGUCAAUUUUAAUUCGAGAAGGGGAGCCCUUAGCAGCGCUCUGGAAGAUUUUGGAAGAUUCUCCUUCUAAUCCUUCUUACGUACCGAUUGGAAUCCAACAAUGCCAUAUGCUCUUCAAACUCCAUUUCUCAAUCAUACUCAGCAGCAACCCUGAGACACCAAUUUAUGGGCAAAUUGCCCAGGAAAUUUGCGCAUAUAUCAAAAAGAAGUUCCAAGUAGAAGAGCCAGUUCUGUUCGACGACAUUCGCUUGCGGGGUGGCAUCAAGGAACCUUUGUCGGCGACAGAUAUGUACCUCCUGGUCAACAUAGCUGACGCUACCAUCCAAGUUUACGACAUGGGAGGGGUCCUGUCGCAAAAUAUUUUGAACUGGACACAAGAGUAUCUUCAGUGGUGUUGUAGGUUAUCCGAGCGAAGUCUCAUCGGAAACAUACCUAACGUCACUACACGUACACGAAGUCCCGGUUAUACUGAUUUAAGAAUGGAAAACAACCUCUCAGAUGCUAUUUCAGUAUCCCAUUCCAGCCUAUCUAGUCACAGCAGCCAGUUUCUCAACCGAAACCGACUAAAACGUUUUAUUUGCGCCCUUUGCAAUAACCAGACGCUCUCAGAACAUUCGCUAAGACAGCACUGGAAGCAGUCUCAUGAUCAAGACGCUCAUUUUUAUCGAUACUGGCCAGAAAUGUGUAGCGCUUGCCAUGGCCUUUUACCAUUUGGUGUUCCCAGAGAGCGGCACUCCGAGAUUUGCUUCGGGGUACAUGGGUUGGGGAAUAUCAACUCGCAAGUUUAUUCUCAGUAUCGCUGGUUGUUUUACGAACUGUUGGGCAGUUGCAUGAAAUGGAAAUGGGAUUUAGUCGACGGAUUAUCUGAUACUAUCAGAUAUAUAAUUCGAGGAAAAGACGCACAACCGGCUCCUAAUAGGCGAGAUAUCCUUCAGGCCUCUGUUUUUUUCCGGCGGAUGUGUACCGGCCAAAGCCGUGAGACAUACAUCUAUGACAAUGUUCAUAGAAUUAUUGACGCGUAUAUGUGCGAAUUUUACCCGGAUGAACCGACAAUCGACACUUGCUCCCCGAAGGAGCCCUUCGAGACGUGGAGCACCCUGCCAGAGCUAGUUGGGAGUUUGGUUGCUCAGAAACGGAUACUACCCCUUCACGGCAAAGUUUGGUUUUCGCAAUAUGUGGUCACGUGUUACAUGUUAUUGUGUCAAGGUUUUUUCCUAGCCGGGGCCCAAGGCGGGGCCCAAGGCGGGGCCCAAGACAGGAACCUUAAACCACAGUUGGAGCUGGGAACCACUGGUCUCGCAGUGCCAAACCCACACAGAAGUUCACCCGUGGGAACCACUAAAUCAUGGGAAGUUGCUGGAAAGGUUACAAAAAACCGGCCGUUGCAGGCAUUGUCGCAAUCAGAUUCUAAACAGGACCGUGAGUUCUGA
Molecule: messenger RNA, 1479 nt
Organism: Orbilia oligospora ATCC 24927
Lineage: Eukaryota; Fungi; Ascomycota; Orbiliomycetes; Orbiliales; Orbiliaceae
Exons: 2
Coding region: 1-1479 (492 amino acids)
Source: RefSeq, a predicted model, not a curated record